AUGUCUGGGUUGGAUGUGGUCACUGCUCUGAGUUUUGGGAAAUUAAACUGUCAGGAGGAGGGUCCAGAAGUGCUUCUGGUGAAGGAGGAGGGGUGUGAUGAGGGUCUGGGYAACCCUGAGGGGACCAUGACAAUAGAAGACGGACAAGAGAGRAUUGAUCUGCUGAGUGGACUAACGAUGGGGGAGCAAGGUGGUUGGCUGGAGGCUAACAGAGGAGACUGGGCGGCCAGCUUGGAUUCCCAGACCCAGAUGGGUGCAGCCAAGGGCCCAGGGGACAACGUCAACGAGCAUGCCAGGACCAGAAGCGACAUAGUGGAGGUCAGUGGAUGGGACAGCGUCCUCAACUCUGGGCUGUGGAACAACACUGUUAACCUCAACCAGAAACCGACAGUGGAACACAAAACAACAUCCAAACUUAGUCUCCAAGACAACAGACUGGCUGAGACUAGUGUAAGGCGUAGAUUUGGUCUGCGGGGACGAGGUGAUGUCUGUAUGCAGCGAGAGCGAACAGAUACAGACUUGGCUAGCAAUGCUCCUUCCUGCUCCUAUAGUUGUGAUUCAGAGAGACUGAUGGCGCCUCAGGUUAACCCCCCAACAGGUGCUGCCUUCAGCCUGCCUUCUAUAGGAUCUAUCAACUGGAACAUGGACCCUGUGACAACACAGACACUCCCUGGCCUUCAUCCUCCUCAAACUCUCCUAAUGUUAAACCAGAACUCAGACAAUGCCAGUGCCUCAACACUAAAUGGCUAUACAAGCUCAUUGACAAAUGAAAAUAGUAGAGAUGGAAUCAGUAAAGGUGAUAUCGCCAUAGAGAAGCGCUUCCCGUGUUCGUUCUGUGGGAAAGUCUUCAGUUUCUCCAAACAGGUAGAGAUCCACCAGAGGGUGCACACGGGGGAGAAACAAUUUGGCUGCCACCUGUGCCGAGCCAGUUUUUCGCACUCGUUCAGCCUGAAGAGACACCAGAGAGUCCACACAGGGGAGAAACCYUUUAGCUGUACCCAGUGUCACAUGCGCUUCGCCCAGGCUGGUGACUUGAAGAGGCACCAGAGGGUCCACACGGGAGAGAAACCCUACAGCUGCCUCCAGUGUGAGAAGAGGUUCACCCGCCAGGACCAGCUGAAGAUGCACCUAAAGGUCCACAUGGGAGAAAGGCCGUUCGCCUGUACGCACUGCGGGAAGAGGUUCUCAGAGAGGAGCUACCUCAGGAUACACCAGCAGAAAAACCAUCCCACUCUAUAACAUGGAAAGUAACCAUUCCUCUUGAUAGCUUCUGAUGUUUAGAUCAAAUCAUGCAUUAAAGACAGAUUCACUUUCAUUGUUGUCAGCAGAAAAGAGCCACCGAUGCAUUUGGAAUAACCACAGUAGCAUAUUUCAGUGUUGAAUAUUCCUGGYUAAAAUACUGCAUCCAGACAUUGUGUGAUAUAUAAGCCUAAAAAGUCUGUUACAUAGUGUUUGUACUGUGUAGGCUAUAUGAUGUUCACAAAUUCAUUUUAUUAUUUACCCUCAAACUUAAUGAGAAAAUGAAUGCAGUUCAUCAAGUUKAUGCUGAUUUUUUGUUGUUGUUGAAUAUGAAUAUUUUUUGUAUAUGUGUGGUUUUCAUAUUGUGUAUUUAAAUCUGUUUAAUAAACACAAUGGGACUUUUCAUUAAGACUUUA
This is a messenger RNA of Salvelinus sp. IW2-2015, 1655 nucleotides long. The record is from RefSeq and is a predicted model, not a curated record. Lineage: Eukaryota; Metazoa; Chordata; Actinopteri; Salmoniformes; Salmonidae.